Erinaceus europaeus (western European hedgehog) is the source of this 661-nucleotide messenger RNA. RefSeq names its product WD repeat domain 83 opposite strand (gene WDR83OS). Lineage: Eukaryota; Metazoa; Chordata; Mammalia; Eulipotyphla; Erinaceidae. The record is from RefSeq and is a predicted model, not a curated record. The transcript is spliced from 4 exons. Gene Ontology annotation, cellular component: endoplasmic reticulum membrane. The coding region runs from base 85 to 405 and encodes 106 amino acids. Gene Ontology annotation, molecular function: protein folding chaperone. Gene Ontology annotation, biological process: protein insertion into ER membrane.
UACUUUCAAAGCUGUCCUCUGUUUCCCCCCCAAACCGGAAGUCGCCCCCUCCGCCACCGGAAGAGGCGGGAUCUGCGGCUCGCUAUGUCCACCAACAGUAUGUCUGACCCACGGAGGCCGAACAAAGUGCUGAGGUACAAGCCUCCGCCGAGCGAGUCCAACCCGGCUCUGGACGACCCGACGCCGGACUACAUGAACCUGCUGGGCAUGAUCUUCAGCAUGUGCGGGCUCAUGCUCAAGCUCAAGUGGUGUGCCUGGGUGGCCGUCUACUGCUCUUUCAUCAGCUUUGCCAACUCCCGGAGCUCCGAGGACACCAAACAGAUGAUGAGCAGCUUUAUGCUAUCCAUCUCGGCCGUGGUGAUGUCUUACCUGCAGAACCCACAACCCAUGACGCCUCCCUGGUGAGGCCGGAACCCCCCGUCUGGAGCCUAGAACUGUGUUGUCCACCUUUCAGGGCUGCUCCGGGGGCUAGGUCUGCAGGGCUCCUAGGAGAGCCGCUCUGGGAGCCUGGUCGCUUCCUGCUGAGGCUUGGGAACCCCUGGAGUCUGCCUACGUGCCCCCUGCAGCCUUGCCCAGUGGCGGGAGAUGCCCCCAGGGCCUUGCUGUCGGGCCCUCCUUCCCCUGCAAGGGACCUGGUUCAUAAUAAACAUUUUGCAACCCA